Molecule: messenger RNA, 4014 nt
Organism: Phacochoerus africanus (Common warthog)
Lineage: Eukaryota; Metazoa; Chordata; Mammalia; Artiodactyla; Suidae
Gene: HS6ST2
Product: heparan sulfate 6-O-sulfotransferase 2
Exons: 3
Coding region: 1-1833 (610 amino acids)
Cellular component (GO): membrane
Molecular function (GO): heparan sulfate 6-sulfotransferase activity
Source: RefSeq, a predicted model, not a curated record
AUGGCACUGCCUGUGUGUGCAGCCCGGGCGCUCGGGCCGCCGUUGCAACCGGAGCGAGGAGCGCCCGCCCGCACCACCUGUCCCCGCCGGCAUUCCAGAGUAGAGGCCGAAUUGGCAGCAAGCCGGCCCGGAUCAGCCGCCGCCUCAGUCCGCGCGGGCCCUCCUAGGGGUGUGUCUCGCGGAUUCAACUCCCAGGCGCUCCUGGACGAGCCCCCAAAGGCAUCUUCCUCGCUGGCGGGAGCCGCGCGCGCCCCUCUCUUCGCGCUGCUGCCCCGAGGCCGCCGCAGGCGGAUGCACGACCUCAGGAGACGCUGGGACCUGGGCUCCCUCUGCCGGGCCCUGCUCACCCGGGGCCUGGCCGCCCUGGGCCACUCGCUGAAGCACGUGCUCGGCGCAAUCUUCUCCAAGAUUUUCGGCCCCCUAGCCAGCAUCCAGAACAUGGAUAAGAAAUCCAACAAGCUGCUGCUGGCUUUGGUGAUGCUCUUCCUCUUUGCGGUGAUCCUCCUCCAAAACGUGUGCCCCGGCACAGAAUGCCAGCUCCUCCGCCUGCAGGCGUUCAGCUCCCCGAUGCCGGACCCGUACCGCUCGGAGGAUGAGAGCUCCGCCAGGUUCGUGCCCCGUUACAAUUUCAGCCGCGGCGACCUCCUGCGCAAGGUAGACUUCGACAUCAAGGGCGAUGACCUGAUCGUGUUCCUGCACAUCCAGAAGACCGGAGGCACCACUUUCGGCCGCCACCUGGUGCGCAACAUCCAGCUGGAGCAGCCGUGCGAAUGCCGCGUGGGUCAGAAGAAAUGCACUUGCCACCGGCCGGGUAAGCGGGAGACCUGGCUCUUCUCCAGGUUCUCCACAGGCUGGAGCUGUGGACUGCAUGCCAACUGGACCAAGCUCACCAGCUGCGUGCCGGCCGUAGUGGACGGCAAGCGCGACGCCCGGCUGAGACCAUCCAGGAACUUCCAUUACAUCACCAUCCUGCGCGACCCAGUGUCCCGGUACCUGAGUGAGUGGAGGCACGUCCAGAGGGGGGCCACGUGGAAAGCGUCUCUGCAUGUGUGCGAUGGAAGGCCCCCGACCUCCGAAGAGCUGCCCAGCUGCUACACUGGAGAUGACUGGUCGGGCUGCCCCCUGAAAGAAUUCAUGGACUGUCCCUACAACCUCGCCAACAACCGCCAGGUGCGCAUGCUCUCCGACCUGACCCUCGUCGGCUGCUACAACCUCUCGGUCAUGCCCGAGAAGCAGAGGAACAAGGUCCUGCUGGAAAGCGCCAAGUCCAACCUGAAGCACAUGGCCUUCUUCGGCCUGACCGAGUUUCAGCGGAAGACCCAGUAUCUGUUUGAGAAAACCUUCAACAUGAACUUCAUCUCGCCCUUUACCCAGUACAACACCACGCGGGCCUCGAGCGUGGAGAUCAACGAGGACCUCCAGAAGCGUAUCGAGGGGCUGAAUUUUCUGGACAUGGAGUUGUACAGCUAUGCGAAAGAUCUCUUUUUGCAGAGGUAUCAGUUUAUGAGGCAGAAGGAGCAUCAGGAAGCUAGACGGAAGCGGCAGGAACAACGUAAAUUUCUCAAGGGAAGGUUCCUUCAGACCCAUUUCCAGAGCCAGAGUCAGGGCCAGCGUCAGAAUCCGAGUCAGAACCCCACCCCGAAUGCCAAUCAGAAUGGGACUCCGAAUCUGAUUCCGAAUCUGAUUCCGAAUCUGACUCAGAGUUCGGGUCAGAAUUUGAGCCGGAAGGAGAACCGGGAAAGCCGGAAGCAGAACGCAGGCCAAGAGCAGGGUGAGGACAACACCAGCAAUGGCACCAAUGACUACAUAGGCAGUGUAGAGAAGUGGCGUUAAGUGGCCCCCCCAAAGGCUUUUGCACACUGCUCCCCAAGCGCCAGCCAGAAUGUGGCAAAUCGUCAAACAUGAGCGUGUCCAAACACAUCCUGCUUCCUUAGGUUUGGAAGUGAAAAAAAAAGUUAAGAUGUUGCCUUUACAGUUGCCUUUCAAUUGAAUGUUCUACUGUGCGUGGGUAAAACAAAUUUCACUAUGUAAUUAAAUGGUCUUGGGGGGAGGGGGUUGCUGGAGUAUUUAGAAAAUCCCAAAGCCAAACCAGACUCACCAGAAAUUGCUGUUUAGAUAUUUUAAGAAGUUCUUAAAUUAGUCAUAGAGACAAAAUGAAAACACAAAAAGUGGCCAUCUAACUUAUGGCCAAGAAGUGGACUUUAUUUAGGAUACACUGUUAAAAUCCGGUCUUGGAAGCAAAGAUUUUUUUUCUAGGGGUAAGCAUGAAUGUAACAUAAAAGAAACUCAGAUUAAAACACGAAAUUCCUCGUUGUCUUCUGAUUUUAACGAGGAAUCUAUUUAAAUAGAAUAAGAACUGAUGGUAGGUUUUUACCAAACCAUGGCAAAUGAAAAACAUCUCUCCAAACGUGGGUAGUUUUAUGUAAAAAUAUUGGCUUUCCAAUACAACAGGACUCAUAUCUUGUUAUUUAAGAGAUAUUUAAAAUUUUAAACUUUUUCUACCUUCUACUCUUUAAAGGUUUUAAACAGGGUGUCUCUCAUAUUAAACAAAACACUUUUUCCUCCAGUUGGACGGAGGACCAAUGUAAAGAAAGAUCUAAUUUCCAGACGAUUUCUGGGCACUGUAAUCUCAACAUUUCUGGAAUCUUUUUGGCGCUGCUUAUCAUUCAUUUUAAAGCUUCUCCGAGUUGUGCUCAUUCCAAACUAACCUGUUUUUAGAAUCUUUCUUCAUCAUCUAAAUGGUGUGUUGCUGAAUUUAUUGUGAUAUACAAUCCUGGCUUCAAGUCAGGACUUUCUAUAGAAUUGUCUUAUCACUGUUUGUGUAGUGAGGUCUUUAUCAAGAAACCCUUGAACAGGAUAAUAACGUGUCUAAAAAUCUUGCUGAAGUUAUUCUUGAUCAGUUAGAAUUGAACCUGAAUGUGAAUGAAUUGUUAUUUCCUUUGUGUACAUUUUUAUUGUACCGUUUCCAGUUGGGCUGGCACUUUCUAGCCCGAUAGUUCUUUUUUGUGUCGACAGAGUGUAAACAAUUACAAGAGAAAAAAAAAAAUGGGGGGUGGAAUAAGCCUUAGGCUAGCCAGAGUGAUUCAGUACCACUCAAAGCUGUACCCCGGUACUUUGGGUGAACCAUGUAUCAGGUUUUGAGAAAGAACAAAAGGAAAGAGGGUCCUGCAGUGAAGUUAAGCAUCAUUGGAAGCAUAUGGGUUAAAGAAAGUGAUUUGUUAUUGAAAGCCUGUGCGGCAGUUCUUUUAGGGUAUCAAUUGUGAAUUCUGCGGGGCAAAAGAUGGAAUGUAACCCACUGUGCUAGCAAGCAUCCUGAUUCUGGGCAGUCUCCAUUUUAUGGGUUUUGCUCUCCUUUCUUAAGGAUUUAACAGUAAGCCCUGGCUGUCAAUCAAAUAAGGCAACUGGAAAUGGCAUUUAUGUUUUCACGAGGGACAGGCUUAGAAGUGUGACCGUAAAGUCCCAUCUUGUACAAUCUGCUCAUUUGCAUGAUCUAGUUUCCUCUGUAGUAAUAACGCCACAAGCUGGAUAAGAAGCUGAGCAUUUGGGUGAAAAAAAUAAAUGUUCUUGACUCUGUGCUUGUAUCAAAAGUCUAAAUUUUGUCUAAUGGUAUCUGCAGUCCUGAGACUCUGAGAACUGGAAAACUGAAGGGAAAAAAAAAUUGUUUUUAAUCCCAAACACCUUGAAAUCAGAGUGAAACUAUUUUGUGUACUUUGUGUUUUUAAAAUAAUGAUUCUGUAGAUCACUGUGGUAUUUCGAUUUUGUUUAGUUUUAAUUGAUAAUGUUUGCUCUUAAAACUGUUGGAAAGCAGGAUGAAGCCCGAGCCAGUGGAAAAGCUUGUUACAGAAAAAAUAUCGUGUGUUAUUUGCUGUGGUGUGCAUGGUUUGCAGAGAUUAAGUGCAUUUUCUCUGUCUAUACUGAUUUAUUGUAUAUAGGGGAUAUUAUAAAUAUACAUUUUGAUCAUCCUGUAAAUCCCAUGAUUUCAACUGUAAACAUCUGUCCAAUGGUGUAGCUUUA